AUGAUGAAGAAGGUUUCUUUUAAUUGGAAGUCCUGGUGGUGGUCUCCAAGCAAGCACAAUUACUUGGUCCUGAAAUUGGGAGUUUCGGCUCUUUUGUUGGGUCUAGUUUUUAGGUAUUAUUUACCUCGAUCCGAUGAAUUUUCCGAGGUUUCAGACUUCCAUUUUCAGGAUACUGUCAGUUUAGCUAAUGCACCUUCUGAUUCUCCUCCUGUGUAUAUCAGUUCACUGGUAAAUGAUGGUGAUCCGAUCCCUUCAAAUGGAACCCGAACUUCAGCUGUUGCUCCAGAAUCGAGCAUUUCCACAGAAGAGUCUGCAGCUAAGAAUGGUGAUAUUGCUCCAGAAUCGAGUAGUUCCAGAGAGGAUUCUGAUGCUAGAUAUGGUGAAGGAAAAGCAAAAAAUGAAGGAAAGUGCAAUCUUUUCAAUGGAGAUUGGGUUCCUCAUCCUGCAGGUCCUGUUUAUACUAAUGAGACUUGUGAACGGAUUGAAGACCAUCAAAAUUGUAUGAAAAAUGGACGCCCAGAUAUCGGGAAUAAAGCUUUGGCAUUGAUCGGUGAUUCCAUAUCGCGCAACCAUGUUCAGUCAAUCAUUUGCAUUCUUCCUAAGAGAAAUAACAGAUUCCAUGUUGCAUAUGACCCGGACUCUCCACUUUUGAGCUAUAGUACACAUGUCAAAGUAUGGGUAUUGCCAAAUCGGGAUCUAUCAUUUAGUGGUGAUGGUUGUCCUAAAUUCCUGAAUGAUGUAAUGGUUAAGGACUUAGCGAAACAUUUACGCUGUGUUGGCACAGAUGCUGUUGUUUUUUAUUCGAAGAAGCCCCAAGCCAGAGACUUGAUUGGCCAAACUCAAAAGGAAAAGAGAAUACUACUAACAAGGGAUGCCAAGCUCUUAAGAUAUAACUAUCUGAUUGGAAAUCAAAUAUACAUGAUAAAAAAUCUUCUGAAAAAUGACCAGCUGUGUCAGGUGAAUUAAUGACAUU
This is a messenger RNA of Oldenlandia corymbosa var. corymbosa, 973 nucleotides long. Lineage: Eukaryota; Viridiplantae; Streptophyta; Magnoliopsida; Gentianales; Rubiaceae. The record is from the annotation of a GenBank genome assembly.